GGCAGCCCGUCCCGGGAAGGCGGCAGCCGCUUGGCAAAGCAGCGGUGGAGGACUCGGCUGGGCGCAGGCGGACGCGGGCGGCAGGACAGCCCCGUCUCAACAGAGCGCUGGCCGUGGUGGGUACACGGAGCUGCCCCCACCAUCACAAAUGGGCCGCAGAGGAGACAGUGCAGAGAGCCCUCCAGUGUCAGAAGGAAGACGAGCUUCCAUGGGAAUGGUCAAAGCAGGCUUCCUGGAGCAGGUGGUAUUUACCCUAGGCUCACAGGAGAAGGCUUUUCACAGACAGAGGAGGAUGUCCCUGCAAGUGAUGGAGCUUGGGACAGUAAGGGCCUAAGGGGCAGGAGGCAUACUGGAGACAUUUGGAGAGGGGGGUCCUUUGCUCGGGCCGGAUUCGGGGCCCGUGAGGUCUCAGAACAGCCCUGAUGAAGGCAGAGCGAGGCCAGGGCCCUGGACGUAAGCACGUUACUCGGAGCCUCCGUCUAGUUGUGAGGCCAGAUGAGAUGCCAGGGACGCCCAGCACUACCAGGAGACUGUGUCCUCGGGCCACACUGCCAUGCGCUACGGUGAGAUGUCCACACAGAGGACAGCGGCAUGGCUAUUUGGAAAAGUCCAGAGCAUGGAAGCGAGCAGGCAGCUCUGGCUCCCCCAGAGCCCGCGUCUAACGGGGGACACUUCUAGCCGAAGGCCUCAUGUUCAGCAUGGCAGAGACCCCCGUCCCCCCGCCGUGAGGACCAGAGGAGGCGGUGUGCAGAGCGCCUGGGCCACACCCGGCCCACACUGGCAAAGGUGGAGGAGAGCCACCCGCUGUCAGGCCCAACAGCAGCCAGGAACACAGGCCGUACGCAGGCAUCCACGGACACCGCCCAGAACAUGGCUCUGGAGUCAGGACGGGGUGCCCCACAGUGCCCCACUGAAAGCCCACGGGAACCGUGGGCAUGAGUCCCAAGACGUGGGAGGCCCGGGAAGAGGGCAGAUCACAUAGACCAACACUGGUGUCUGCAGGGGAAUCCAAGCCAGGUCUUGCCCCCUCUUGGAGACUCAGUGUCUCUGCAUCACAAGAGGCCUGUCCUCACCCUGAGCUAAUCAAUCACAGUGCCCUCUCCCACGACCCAUGGGAGUUCCAGGAGCCACCGUCUGUCAGCUGUUUGCCACCUGGAAUCGAUGCGCUCCUAGAGGCCACCUCCCAGGGCUGGUCUACACCCCACAGGCAGGUCAUCCAGCAGCCAUGUAGCUGCCAGCCUGGAAGAGACCUGGGCCGCAGACCCGGGAACCUCUUGCUCCCCACAGGCUUUCUCCCAGCCACGAGGCCCGAAGCAGCUGCUGAGUGGUGCCCUCCCUGGGCUGCAAGCUGGACGCUGGCCACCCACACCAGAUGGAGAUCUGCCCAGCAUGCUGCCUCUUUCCCGCCUCAGCGGCGCACCGUGACCAAGGACACAGGCCUUGGGGUCACAGACACGUGGGUUCUGGAAGGCCUGAGCUCUGCUGUGGACCGUGCCGUGGCCUGGAGGAGAUGCCCCCAGUGCGGUCACGGGCCAUGCCUGGCACACGGCACAUGCUCGAUAAAGUCAGCGCCAACCACCGACGCCGACGAGGACAAGAGCUGCAGAGCCACGGGCUGUGACCCCGGCCACAGGAGGCCAGAGGACACGGGGAGGUGGCGAGGCUACGGAGGGAGGGUGGUGGGAACGUGGCAGUGGAGCCUGUCUACAGAAGCUCCCAUGGGCACCAACAGGCCAGUGGCCGGCUCAGAGCCCAGAGCCGCAGGCAGGAGGCUGGCGGUGGCAGGGUCAGACAGACCACUUGGCUGUAGCGGAGAAGGGCUGUCAAAGGGGGGCCGCCCCAGACUGCCCAGCACGCAACAGCAGGUGACAAGGCACUCCCAGAGCCAGUGAGGGUGAGUCAGGGCCUAGACAAGUGGCCAGGCCCCUCACCACGGCCCCCUUUGCUGCAGGGAGGAGGGGGAGAUGGCCCUGCCGCCCCAGAGCCCAUACACCCCUCAGCCAAGUUGCCAGGACGUGGCGGUGACAGGGCAAACGGCCAGUGCAGAGCGGCUCGGCUCUCAGGGUCCCACGCCGCAGGGCCCCGGCCCGGAGGACAUCACUGCAGGGAAUUCGAGAGCACAACGGGAGGAGAGCAGCCCCACUGCCGCACCCCUUCUUGCCCACCACCGCCCCUCCUCCCAGGGUAUUAAGAGAAGGGCCGCCUUCCGUGCGGGUGUGGAGCUGGUAGACGACUCUUCUGUCUGUCUCUGCCGAGGGCUAAGGACCCCGGCUGUGCAGCCCUCAGGGCUUCCCAGGGUGGUCCUGAGGCUCCUGCUAAGAAUUCAGAUUCCUGGGCCCGCCCAGGCCCCGUGAACCCACACCCACCCUCCAGGGUCCCACUGCCUGAUUGCUGGGGUCCUCCCAAGGGAGGACCCCACCCAGGGUCCAAGAGCCUCCCUGUCCUGCACCUCUCGCCUCAGGGAGCCUGGGAGAUGGAAGAGCAAUGCACUCGGAGCUGCACCGUGGCAGGGCUGGGGUGUUGCUGGGGGAGGGAGGGCUGGCCCCCAAGGGACUGAGCGCAGUCAGUGGGCUCUGCCCAACGGUGGGGUGGGUGCUCCGGGAGGGCAGGAACAGCCUGCUCGGGCCCCCGCUGUCUCUGCUCAUCCGAGUGAGCCAGGACAGCUCCUUUGUUUGAAUUUGUGGGCAUCGAGGGCUGGGUCUGGAGGUAACCCCCUCCCUCCCACAGCUGGCUGUCAGCUCACAUCUGCAAACCAGCUUCAUUUUCACUGUCAUUAAAAAUCCCAAGUCUGACAGGUAGGGAAAAUCCAACGUAGAAACAACCACCGGGGGCCCACCACAGCUCCAGCAGGAGCCCAGAUUCCCGCCCAGGGGCCAAGCUCUUCGGGGAGACGGGAAUGGGAGCCCACCCUGUCCCCCAUCAUUUUGGGGUGGGCUGGGCUGAGCCAAACAGGUGCUGACCUGCCACCUGCCUGGCAGGACCAGAGAAGAGACAGCAAGGCGCAGGGAGGAGGUGGGGGGGGGCGUGGGAGUGGGGUGCAGGCCCCACACAGCCAGGCCCUGACAGGUGAGGAAGGGAGAGACCCCGCCUGCUGCCCCUCAGACUUGAGGGUGCACGGGCACUCAGGUAGGGCCAGCCCUCUUCCGUGAGGCUCCCCAUCGCUCAGACACACCACUUGCUCUUCCACUUUGAGGGGCACAACUCCAGGUGGCGAGAAGUGGGUAGGUAUGCUGAGGGCCACACGGCCGGACGCUGGGCCUGGCCCGUGUGCUGUGACGGUGCCCUCACUUCACGGGACCAGGCCCGGGGCUGUGGGGAAGCCCUGGGCUCCCAGGGGAGCCUGCCACCAUUCCUCCUCACAGGGCGGGCGCACACACCACCCGCAAACCCUCCGAGGGCAGGAUGGGCGAGGCAGGCCUCGGGGAUUCCCUGCUGCUGUGCGUGGCCUGGUCGGGACUGCUGGUACCCUGGCUGAGCCUCGCUGUCCCGGGCCGUGGCUGGAGCCUGAGGUGGGCUCAGAGCCUGGGUCUCCCCAGGGCACCAGUGCUCAUGUGCCUGUUGACCUCCAGAAAAAGCUCAGAGAGGGCUCGGGAGGGAUGCCAUAGGGUGGCCUGCCCCUCCUUCUUGGAGACAGGGAGACCACUGCAGCCCCCCCCAGCCACGGCGCCGCAGGCCCAGAGGGCCGGCGCA
Leptonychotes weddellii (Weddell seal) is the source of this 3690-nucleotide messenger RNA. NCBI's taxonomy places the organism in Eukaryota, Metazoa, Chordata, Mammalia, Carnivora, Phocidae. The record is from RefSeq and is a predicted model, not a curated record.